AUUUAUCUUUGAUUCUUUCCUUCGUAGUUACAACUUUUAACUUUGGUUCUUCCAUGCUUACAGGUACUGGCCAAAACAACAUCAGUCGCAUAUACGUGCUUGAUAAUACAGGUGGAUUUGUGCAUGAACAUUGUCUGGGGGCAGGGAGACUUCAUUGAUUUUUACAUGGAUGAGCACAAACAGAGCCAGUUUUAGGUAGAAGUUGAAGCUUGCUACCAACACCCGUUGUUCCGGGAAGAUCAAGGAGGGAAGACGUGGUUGUUGACGUGUCCGGGUAGGUCCGGGGCAUGACACUGUAAGCAAAGGGAGAGACGGGCAAGCUCUAGGUCUGAAGUCCACAAUAGUAGGUGAGUGCUUCUUUUUGGGAUAAGAGAGAUGGAAUUAUGGUUUAGUUUCGUGAGCAGUCUACCAGUAAAAAAGAAUUCCAAAAUAGCUUCAGUGACGUCGUUACCAACUAUAUUCUAGUUGUGUUUAAAAAAGGUAGCAGAAAACCAUCCGGGCCCGAUGCUUUAUCAUCCUCAAUAUAAAAAAGAGCAGAGCAGAUUUCCUCCUCAGUCAUAGGAGUAAUCAACUGAUUUGCAAUCACUAGAUCAAUGACUUGUCCAACGUUAACCACUGAGGGGUUAAGAACCUGAUUCACAGCAGCAAUACCGAAGAGUUCUUUUAAAAAAUUCUGGAAUUCAAAUGGUCACUUGAUUAGUAGAUGUAGUCUGUCUUCCAUUUGCAAGUGUAAUGUGUGGAAUAAAGUUUCGGGUGGUAUUCCUCUUGACUAUAGCAUGGAAAUACGUGGUACAAGGAUCACCCUGUAGAAGAUGCUUAGUCUUGGCCCUUCGCUGGUAGAAGAGGAACUCAACAUCGGAGAGGAAAACCGCUUUCUUUCUAGCUGCUUCAACCGAUUCUUGGAGCUGAACAUUCAAAGGAUCAAGAAGAAGGUUAUUAUGAAACACUUUAUAGCUAUCUUUGGCCCCCUUAGCUUUGUCUAAGAUACAACCAUAUUCAGAUUUGUUAAGUGCUUUGAGAGAUCCUUUCAAAGUUUUUAGCUUCUUACAAAGAACAAAUUGUUUGUUGCGGUGCACCCAAACCUUAUAAACAAUAGACUGGAAAUCUGGGUGCUUGAGCCACAUGUUAAAGAAUUUGAACGAUUUGGAAUUCUUUGAAUCAAUACGCAUCAGGAUUAAAGUCCAGAAAUUAUGUAGUACACAUGAUCGAUCUCUCUUGCCAAAUAUGAUUAGGGAAGAAAAAGAGGGAACAUGGUCAAAAAAAGGCUCAAAGUCCAGAAAUUCCAUAGUACACAUGAUCGAUCUCUCCUGCGAAAUAUGAUUACAGAGAGUCCUAUCCAGUUUUGCCCAUAAUUGUCCUUUGUUCCAAGUGAAGAAUUGGCCAGUAGAAGGUGAAUUAGUCAAUUCACAUGAAACCUUGAAGUUAUACAGAUCCCUCAUGGCAUAAUUAGUUGAUUGAUUUCCCCCAAUCUUUCUGUAGGUGAUCAAAUACAAUUGAAGUCUCCCAUUACCAUCCACAGGGUAAUGAUAUUAUUAGAAAGAGUACCCAAAUGUUCAAAAAGACUCCUCCUUUCGCCUAUGGUAUAUAAGGCAUAAACAAAAGUACCAAAAACCCAUGAUUGAGCGAUUUUGCAAAAUAUUCGGCAGUGAAUGUGUUGUUUGUAAGAUUCAAUCACAUCACAACAACAACAACAUCCAAGCCUUAGUCCCAAAAAAUAUUGGGGUCGGCUAACAUGAAUCGAUACAUGAUAUCACAAUCAAAAGGAAAAGAAGGAAUAAAGAUAAAAAGAUAAGCUAUUAUGAAAAGAUAAUAUAAAAAAAGAUGAAUAAAUAUAAAAAUGAUAAAAUAAAAAGGCUGCAAAUAAUGCUUAUAUAUAUAUAUAAGGAUAAAAAAACUAGGAAAAAAAAAGAUGAGGGAGAAAGAUUAUCAAGAUCACUCCUUCACGUGAAUACCCGCUCUCCAUUUAGUUCUCUCCAAAGUCAUGCCCUCAUCCAACCCCAGAAGAAGCAUAUCACUUCGAACUCCCCUAACCCACGUCUGUUUGGGUCUUCCUCUCCCUCUCUUCCCUGCCUCUUCUCCACACAUCUCAACUCGCCUAACAGGGGCAUCACUUGGUCUUCUACGCACAUGACCAAACCACCGUAGGCGUGACUCCCGCAUCUUGUCUUCAAUAGGUGCUACUCCCACCCUUUGUCUGAUUGUCUCAUUCCUCACGCGGU
Messenger RNA from Cuscuta europaea, 2219 nucleotides. NCBI's taxonomy places the organism in Eukaryota, Viridiplantae, Streptophyta, Magnoliopsida, Solanales, Convolvulaceae. The record is from the annotation of a GenBank genome assembly.